AUGUCAACUUACAACAACUACAACGACAAGACACAACUUGGGUUGAGAUUACGACUCUGGCGUGGUUUGAGAUCUAUCGUCAAUCGACGUCUUCGUUUUGUCUCUGCGCCUACUCGCCUUCUGUCGCAUAGGCACAACGAGAACGGCAAUCCGCCGGAAAUACAAUCUACUGCUUCUACCACAACCACGACAACAACAACAACAACUACUACUACUACUACUACUACUACUACAACAAUCCAAAUGCCAGGCACAACUCGAUUCGCCGACGACGGCAAACUCAACCCCUCUGAAUGGUUCCCAGUGUACCAAAGGUGUAUAGAACACUUUGUGAAUGUGGCACAGCAUCGGCCCACGGCGCAAUCACUUGCGGCGCAUAUCAACAUUCUUCUUCCCUGCCAGCGUGCCACGACCGGCGGCAUUCUCAAUUCCUCCGAGUCGUCUUCACGACAAUCACAAUCACAACCAGAACCAUUCUCACUCAUCCCCUACGUCCGCCGCCUCGUCGCCACAGCUACAGACACUCCAACCAUCAUGCAAGAGCUUUUCGGGGCAGACUGGCGUCAGGGUGUCGGCGCAAUCGUCGCCCAGGAGAGAAUAAACUACCUCUUCGCCGCGAAAAGUGGCGGAUGGCUCAAAACAAAGGCGCACUAUGAUAUACUGCCGUAUGAAACGGUGCCCUUUCUGAGGCCAUUGCGCGACCCGGAGGAAGAAGAGUUGAGAACGGCAGAGCUGCGUUGGAGUGAAUGGUUGGCUAUGGAGGAUUGGAUGGUGGGACCGCGUAGUCCGUUUGAGGAGGAUUUGUCGGGGAAUUAA
Talaromyces marneffei is the source of this 816-nucleotide messenger RNA. RefSeq lists its product as uncharacterized. The transcript has 2 exons. The record is from RefSeq and is a predicted model, not a curated record. Lineage: Eukaryota; Fungi; Ascomycota; Eurotiomycetes; Eurotiales; Trichocomaceae. Bases 1 to 816 code for a protein of 271 amino acids.